Vollenhovia emeryi is the source of this 4699-nucleotide messenger RNA. It is a transcript of the gene Sf3b3, whose product is annotated as splicing factor 3B subunit 3. The record is from RefSeq and is a predicted model, not a curated record. Lineage: Eukaryota; Metazoa; Arthropoda; Insecta; Hymenoptera; Formicidae. Bases 282 to 3935 code for a protein of 1217 amino acids. Gene Ontology annotation, biological process: mRNA splicing, via spliceosome. Gene Ontology annotation, molecular function: protein binding; U2 snRNA binding. Gene Ontology annotation, cellular component: U2 snRNP; nucleus. The transcript is spliced from 13 exons.
UGCGCGUCGUUUCCGGCGAAUUACUCGUAAUUCACCAAGUAGUGCGAAGUGGGGGUCCGUUCCCUCUUAACGGUCGUGGCGGCGGUGGGUAUAUUUGUCCCGGUUCAAUUGCAAAGAGAAAAUCCGGCGGCAUCGUCGAGCAUCGGCACGUUGCAGACUCGAUCGAGAGCAUGGACUCUCGUAGACGCUUGGCGAGAGCAUAAGCCCUCCGUUCAUUCAUCGAUCGGUUGAGAAGUCGACGAAGGAAUAAAAAAAAAAUAGCAACAAUCUAGCUAGCCAAGAUGUAUCUGUACAAUUUAACCCUUCAACGUGCCACGGGCAUCACACACGCGGUGCACGGUAAUUUUUCCGGCAGCAAGAUGCAGGAGAUCCUUGUCUCCCGCGGCAAGUCGUUAGAGCUUCUACGACCGGAUCCAAAUACAGGGAAGGUCCACACCCUGCUGACCGUUGAGGUCUUCGGCAUCGUCCGGUCCCUUAUGGCAUUCAGACUGACUGGCGGGACAAAAGAUUACAUUGUCGUUGGGUCAGAUUCCGGGCGUAUAGUGAUAUUGGAGUAUAUUCCUGCCAAAAACAUUUUUGAGAAGGUGCAUCAAGAAACUUUCGGCAAGAGUGGAUGUAGACGUAUCGUCCCUGGCCAAUAUCUUGCUAUCGAUCCGAAAGGAAGAGCAGUGAUGAUAGGUGCUAUCGAAAAGCAGAAACUUGUGUACAUUCUCAACAGAGACGCCGAGGCCCGUCUGACAAUCUCUUCUCCAUUGGAAGCUCACAAGAGCAACACACUGGUGUACCAUACAGUUGGAGUCGACGUUGGCUUCGAGAAUCCUAUGUUUGCGUGUUUAGAAAUCGAUUACGAGGAAGCUGACAGCGAUCCCACGGGCGACGCGGCGGUGAAAACGCAGCAAACGCUUACGCUAUACGAGCUCGAUCUUGGCCUGAAUCACGUGGUGCGUAAGUACAGCGAGCCGUUGGAGGAACACGCCAACUUUCUUGUUUCCGUGCCCGGUGGCAACGACGGUCCGAGCGGCGUGCUCAUCUGUUCCGAGAACUAUCUCACGUACAAGAAUCUCGGGGAUCAGCACGACAUACGUUGCCCGAUCCCACGGCGCCGUAACGACCUGGACGAUCCAGAGAGAGGAAUGAUAUUUGUCUGCUCAGCCACGCACAAGACGAAGAGCAUGUUCUUCUUUCUGGCACAGACGGAGCAGGGUGACAUCUUCAAAAUCACCCUCGAGACUGACGAGGACAUGGUCACCGAGAUUAAGCUCAAGUACUUCGACACGGUACCCGUAGCGGCGAGUAUGUGCGUCCUGAAAACGGGAUUCCUGUUUGUCGCCUCGGAAUUCGGCAACCAUUACCUGUAUCAAAUAGCGCAUCUCGGAGACGACGACGACGAACCCGAGUUCAGUUCGGCAAUGCCGUUGGAGGAAGGUGACACUUUCUUCUUCGCCCCUCGACCGCUCCGAAAUCUGGUGCUGGUCGACGAAAUGGACAGUCUCUCGCCUAUAAUGGCUUGUCAGGUAGCAGAUCUGGCGAACGAAGAUACGCCACAAUUGUACAUCGCUUGCGGACGAGGACCGCGAUCCACGUUGCGAGUGUUACGCCACGGUCUCGAGGUUUCAGAGAUGGCCGUGAGCGAACUGCCUGGUAAUCCAAACGCUGUGUGGACUGUCAAGAGAAGAAUCGAUGAGGAAUAUGAUGCAUACAUCAUAGUGUCCUUCGUGAACGCCACACUCGUACUCAGUAUUGGUGAGACUGUCGAGGAAGUGACGGACUCGGGUUUUCUCGGUACAACACCGACCUUGAGUUGCUCCGCCUUGGGCGAGGACGCGUUGGUGCAGGUGUAUCCCGACGGUAUACGUCACAUCCGAGCGGAUAAGCGUGUCAACGAAUGGAAGGCACCUGGCAAGAAGACCAUAGUGAAAUGUGCGGUCAAUCAACGUCAAGUCGUAAUUGCCCUCACUGGAGGAGAACUAGUAUACUUCGAGAUGGACCCUACUGGACAAUUGAACGAGUAUACAGAAAGGAAAAAGAUGCCCUCGGAAGUAAUGUGCAUGGCCCUUGGAAACGUGGCAGUGGGCGAGCAACGCUCGUGGUUUUUGGCCGUUGGUCUGCAGGACAAUACCGUGAGGAUAAUUUCUUUAGAUCCCUCAGACUGUCUAGCGCCACGAAGCUUGCAGGCAUUACCAGCAGCUGCGGAAAGUUUAUGCAUCGUGGAAAUGGGCGCCAAAGAGGCUGACAAUUCCGAGGAUGCGGCGCCGCAGCAAUCCAGUUUGUACCUGAACAUAGGUUUGCAAAAUGGUGUGCUGCUCAGAACUGUGUUGGAUCCGAUUUCUGGGGAUCUUGCAGACACAAGAACACGCUAUCUGGGCUCUCGUCCCGUCAAGCUCUUCAGAAUACGAAUGCAAGGAAACCAGGCUGUGCUGGCGAUGAGCAGCCGAUCCUGGCUGAGUUACUACCAUCAGAAUCGUUUUCACUUGACGCCUCUGUCAUAUGAGAGUCUUGAAUUCGCGUCGGGAUUUAGUUCCGAGCAGUGCCCGGAGGGUAUCGUCGCCAUAUCGACCAAUACCUUGAGAAUUUUGGCGCUCGAAAAACUUGGCGCCGUGUUCAAUCAAGUGAGCUUUCCGCUCGAGUAUACGCCGAGAAAGUUCGCGAUUCACCCGGAUUCUGCGCAUCUAGUGGUCAUCGAGACAGAACACAACGCUUACACCGACGAUACGAAGCAACAGAGAAGACUGCAGAUGGCAGAAGAGAUGCAGGAGGCAGCCGGCGCCGAUGAAGCCGCGGUUGCUCGGGAAUUGGCGGAGGCAUUCCUGUCGGAGGAACCAAACGAGGCAGUUUUUGGUGCUCCGCGGGCGGGUCCGGGACUGUGGGCCUCCAUGCUGAGAAUAAUGGCACCAACCACCGGGCAUACGUUCGAAAAGCAUCGUUUCGAACAAAAUCUAGCUGCGCUAUGUCUUUGUCUCGUCAAAUUCGCCAAUCAAGGUGACCAGCUGUUUCUCAUCGUUGGAGUCGCGAAAGAAUUUCAGUUGAAUCCUAGAGUUAGCAACGGCGGUUUUCUUUAUACGUACAAAGUAAAUGCCGAGUGUACUAGUAUCGAGCUGCUGCACAAAUCUCCGUUAGAUGAAGUACCGUUGGCCAUUUGUCCGUAUCAGGGUCGAGUACUGGUCGGAGUUGGUAGAAUGUUGCGGCUUUACGACAUGGGUAAAAAGAAACUAUUGCGUAAAUGCGAGAACAAACAUAUACCCAACGCAGUGGUAUCGAUUAACGCGAUUGGUCAACGGAUUUACGUCAGCGACGUGCAGGAAUCCGUGUACGCUGUGAGGUACAAGCGCCAGGAGAAUCAGUUAAUCGUUUUCGCAGACGACACGCAUCCCAGGUGGAUUACAACGACGUGUGUAUUGGAUUACGACACCGUUGCUACUGCCGAUAAGUUCGGAAACAUAGCUGUGAUACGAUUGGCGACUGGCAUUAAUGACGAUGUGGACGAAGAUCCAACUGGAAAUAAGGCUCUGUGGGAUCGCGGGCUGCUGAAUGGCGCGAGUCAGAAAGCGGAUACGGUAGCGUGUUUCCACGUCGGUGAAACGGUGAUGUCGUUGCAAAAGGCGACUCUCAUACCGGGUGGCUCUGAGAGUCUGGUAUACACAACCCUGAGCGGAACGGUAGGCGUGCUCGUGCCAUUCACAAGCCACGAAGAUCACGAUUUCUUCCAGCAUCUGGAGAUGCACAUGCGAUCCGAGCAUCCUCCUCUAUGUGGCAGAGAUCAUCUAUCUUUCCGGUCGUAUUAUUACCCUGUAAAAAAUGUCAUCGAUGGCGACCUCUGUGAGCAAUUCAACUCGAUCGAGCCCGCCAAACAGAAGAGCAUCUCCGGCGAUCUCGAGAGAACGCCAUCCGAAGUGUCGAAGAAAUUGGAGGACAUACGUACACGUUACGCCUUCUAAAUUUUCCAGACGCCAUCUCCGAUGUGCUGGAUUCCUUUUUUUGUUCUUAUAGAACUUACAUUUCUAAUAUAUAGAUGAUCUUGGGAAAAAAUCUGCUAUGGAUUUUGUUAAUUUUUUAUUGAUCAAUCGUUCUUUUUUUCAUAAUAUUGGAUUAAUGUGAUGCAUCUUUUCCAUCGAUUCUACCGUAUAAAUUAAAUCCUGUUGUAUACAUCAUAAUUGCAUAUAAAAGUUCAAAGCUGUGUAAAAAUUCAAGAUUUUUUUACAUGUGUGAUAGCUUUAUUAUAUAGACGUAAACAAAACUUUUAGAAUAUCUAUCUUAACGUUGAGAUGUAUUUUCAAUUUCUUUUAAACAAACAGCAAUGGUAAGAAAAAGUAACAGUAUUUUAAUAGCUUUAGAAUGACUCGUGUAAGCUUUUUGUAUUUCUGUAACAAUUAUAGACAAUUAUGAAAAUCACGGAACGUUGAGCUGUGAAAGUUAUCGGACUUGACUUUCGUGUUAUGAAUAGGUCCUAAUCAUUUAUACCACAAGUGUAGAUAUAUAAAUGUAAUGACAUUAUUUCAUCACUAUAUGUACCUACAUAUAUACCGAACUAACGCAUUGCCAUUCGAAUUGCAUCAGUGAUUAAGCAAUUGAUUUCCGUCUAGCGUGUGGUCUUGCAAAUUGCACAUUAAAUCACCUACCGAAUCUAACAUUAAUUCAUCGCCUAUUGAUUUGUAUAACCAGCCAGUAUGAAUGUCUUUGAAUAUAUUUAUUAAAGGAGAAA